UUUCUUUUUCCUGCUUGGCCUUAUUCACCCUGAAAGCAAUAUCCGCUCCCCCUUAAGGUUACUUAUAACUUGUCUUCCCUUCUCCGGCUUUCAUUCUUUUCUUUUCUCUUCCUUCUUCAUCCGGCACACCUCUUCUCUUAUUCCGGCCACCAACUCUUUGGCAUAGUUUCUAUCAUUAGAUUAGAGUGUGAGAGGAGGUCUCACCAAUCAUCACCAUGGCUACCAAGAAGCCCAACAUCCUCUACAUCAUGGCUGACCAGAUGGCUGCUCCCCUUCUGGCCUUCCAUGACAAGAAUUCUCCCAUUAAGACCCCCAACCUGAACCGGUUGGCAGAUGAGGGUGUCGUCUUCGACUCGGCCUACUGUAACUCUCCGCUAUGUGCGCCGUCACGUUUCGUCAUGGUGACCGGCCAAUUGCCCUCCAAGAUUGGAGCCUACGAUAACGCCGCCGACUUACCCGCUGACAUCCCCACUUAUGCCCAUUAUCUGCGCCGGGAGGGCUAUCACACCGCUCUGGCCGGAAAGAUGCAUUUCUGUGGGCCGGACCAGCUGCACGGUUAUGAGCAGCGUUUGACGAGCGACAUCUAUCCCGGUGACUAUGGCUGGUCUGUCAACUGGGAUGAGCCGGAAAUUCGUCUCGAUUACUACCACAACAUGUCCUCUGUCAUGGAGGCGGGUCCUGUUGUGCGGACCAACCAGCUUGACUUUGAUGAGGAAGUUAUAUAUAAAUCCACGCAGUACCUCUACAACCAUGUCCGCCAGCGUGGUGACCAGCCAUUCUGUCUGACGGUGUCCAUGACUCACCCUCAUGAUCCCUACGCCAUGACCAAGGAGUUCUGGGACCUGUAUGAAGGUGUUGACAUUCCUUUGCCGAAGAACGGCGACAUGCCACAGGACCAGCAGGACCCCCAUUCUCAGCGUGUUCUGAAAUGCAUUGACUUGUGGGGCAAAGAAAUGCCCGAAGAACGGAUCAAGGCCGCUCGCCGCGCCUACUACGCGGCUUGUACCUACGUUGAUACUAACGUCGGCAAACUGUUGAAGGUCCUAGAUGAUUGUGGUUUGACCGACGACACAAUCAUCGUGUUUACUGGUGACCACGGAGACAUGCUGGGUGAGCGCGGCCUAUGGUAUAAGAUGACCUGGUACGAGAAUUCGGCGCGUGUGCCCAUGAUCGUGCAUGCACCUAAGCGUUUUGCUCCUAAGCGUGUAUCCCAAAAUGUGUCGACGAUGGACUUGUUGCCCACCUUUGUUGAUCUGGUUGGCGCGCAGUUGGUUCAGGAACUGCCCCUGGACGGUGUGUCGUUGAUUCCGUACCUGACAGGCGAGGACGGCCUCAAGACCGAUACCGUAUUGGGCGAGUACAUGGGUGAAGGAACACAAUCCCCGGUUGUGAUGAUUCGUCGCGGACGCUGGAAGUUUGUUUACUCGCUGAUUGACCCACCCAUGCUCUUCGAUGUGGCGACAGACCCUGAAGAAAAGGUAAACCUGGCGACUGGUUUGCCUGUUCCGGUGCGAUUGGGUGUAACCAAACAUAUUUCGGGAUCGCAGUUGCAACCGGCGUCCUUGCCUACUCCCGCUGAGUCUCCGCGUGUGUCGCCCCGGCCGCAGCGUGGUGCAUCGUCGGCAUACCCAUUCCCCAGUCCCCCACGGACUCCUAGUCCAGGCAAAGGAUUGCCUGAAAUGCCUACCACUACCGAGCCUGCCAAGGUCCUGGCAUACUUCUUAGAAGAAGCGCAAGCCCGCUGGGACUUGGAGAGCAUCACGGAAGAUGUCCUGCGGUCACAGCGCCGGCGACGCUUGGUUUACUCAGCGUUGAUCAAGGGCAACCCGGCUAUUUGGGACUACGAGCCACGUAUUGACCCCAGUACACAAUACGUGCGCAACCAAGGCAAGGGUGUUCUGGACGAUGUCGAAUUCAUUUCUCGCUGGCCUCGUGUGUUGCAGCAAGCCGCCACUGCAAUGGGCACUCAGGUGUAAAUCUCAGUUGAACAAAAGACUUGAAGGAAGAAAAGGCAAGGCAACUAAAAAGGACAUCAUUCAUUAUAUCGGCAUUGCUUUGCUUCCAAGUUGAUUUUGGUUUUUCUCUUUUUGGCUUCCCGUUUUGAAUUUGUUCCGAUGAACUUCAUUUCUUGAUGAUUUAGUUAGCGAGGCGCUAUACCCGGCAUUGCUUGCAUUCCCAGCGUUUGCUCGAGUUUACCUAUCGAUUGGUGAAUGCUUUUUAUUCGGGAUCUCCUGCAGAUUAGUACGGCAGUGCUGUACAUAGGAUUAUAUAGGAGAGCUGCCUGCUUGUAUGUAUGAUAGACCAGAAUGACAGACAAGAAUGAAUGUAAAAGAAAGAUGCUUUGUUC
Messenger RNA from Aspergillus caelatus, 2347 nucleotides. Its product is annotated as putative choline sulfatase. The record is from RefSeq and is a predicted model, not a curated record. The transcript is spliced from 2 exons. NCBI's taxonomy places the organism in Eukaryota, Fungi, Ascomycota, Eurotiomycetes, Eurotiales, Aspergillaceae. Gene Ontology annotation, molecular function: sulfuric ester hydrolase activity. The coding region runs from base 216 to 1976 and encodes 586 amino acids.